AUUACUUGGUUCUGCUUGCAUCCGGCGCGAGUAUCAGAAGCAUUCAUAAAUCCAUAACCCCUUCACAGUCUCAACGAUCUCUCACAAUGUCUGCCGAGAACGCUCAAGUUCAGGUCCCUCUGCCCCCAAAGGCGGGCGAGAAGAUCCCUCAAGUUAAGGUCGACGAGGAGGAAGAGGAGGAAGAUGAAGAUGAAGACGAAGACGAUGAAGACUUUGAUGAUGAAGAGGAGGAGGAUGAGGACGAGGAUGAUGAGGAUGAGGAUAGCGAGGAUGACGGGGUCGACCACAAGGGUGUUCUGGCCGACUUUUACAACAACGAGCAACAAGAUGAAGACGAUGACGGAGACGUCGUUGAGGGCGACGAAGAGGCCGGUCUUACAUCCUUGAAGCGAAAGGCGGACGAAGGGAACGGCGCGGAUGCGAAGAAGCCAAAGGCUUGAUCGCCUCUAUACUGUACUCGUACUGUACUCGUACUGUGGGCAAAUAGUAUAUAAAUGACCCUUAUCUUGGUGCUGCGGUAAAGCCGAAAUGUACAAUCAUGUUUGUAAG
Messenger RNA from Cryptococcus amylolentus CBS 6039, 549 nucleotides. RefSeq lists its product as hypothetical. Lineage: Eukaryota; Fungi; Basidiomycota; Tremellomycetes; Tremellales; Cryptococcaceae. The record is from RefSeq and is a predicted model, not a curated record. The transcript is spliced from 3 exons. The coding region runs from base 87 to 440 and encodes 117 amino acids.